Uranotaenia lowii is the source of this 1224-nucleotide messenger RNA. RefSeq lists its product as uncharacterized. Lineage: Eukaryota; Metazoa; Arthropoda; Insecta; Diptera; Culicidae. The coding region runs from base 1 to 1224 and encodes 407 amino acids. The transcript has 2 exons. The record is from RefSeq and is a predicted model, not a curated record. Gene Ontology annotation, molecular function: nucleic acid binding; zinc ion binding.
AUGGACAGAAAACGACGCAGUUCACCGGAGUUCAACAAAUCGUUAAAAAUCGACUGCAACAAUGGACCACGUUUCUUGGUGCUGACACGCUUGGAAAAAGAAAAAACAAUGGCCACUGAGAGUCCGUUCUUCAUCAAGAAGGCAAUGGAUGCUAUCACCUCAAACGUUCAAAUCUCCCGCACGAGAAAUGGUGAUCUUCUUCUGAAAACCGUCGAUCGACCUCAAGCAGCAAAACUAUUGAAACAAACCACGUUCGGUGGUAUCAACAUCAAGAUCACAGAACACGAAUCUUUGAACCUGGUCUCCGGGACUAUCUAUUGUCCCGAUUUGAUCUCCAUUUCAGACGCAAACAUUUUGGAGGAGCUCCGAAAACAAAAUGUCACAAAAAUUAGUAGGAUGCAACGUAAAGACGCAAAAGGGGAAGUGUUCGACACCGGAACAUUCAUCCUAACAUUUGAUCUUUGCCAACUACCGGAUUCGAUUGACGUUGGAUUUUACAACUGCAAAAUCAAACUGUACGUGCCAUCACCAAUGCGUUGCAACAAUUGCCUUCGCUUUGGUCACACAAAAAACCAUUGCAAAGGUAAUCGCAUCUGCGCAAACUGUGGGGGCUUAUAUCAUCUUGAUGGUAAAUGCCCUGCUCCAUCGAAGUGUUUGAAUUGUGGUGGAGAACACCCAGCCGUUUCCCGAACAUGUGCGAAAUUUCAAGACGAGUUGGAAAUCCAGAAGAUUCGAGUUACCGAACGUAUUUCGCUCAAAGAUGCCCGAAGAAAAAGACGACAGCAGGUUCCGGAAGUACCGAUGUUUACCCGAAGUUGGGCACAAGUAGUACAAAACCCAACACGCAACAACUCAUCGUCAUCGCUAUCUACCCAAGCAGAAAAAAUCCCACAACAGCCAACAAAAUCAACCGAGGUUACCCAUCCACAGCCAAGCCGACCGAACCCGAGCGACAAAAACGAAAUCGUAGAACUCAACCGAAAAGCAACGAACGAUGAAGCAGCGACAUCUGGACCACGUGAUCCACAGAAACAAACCGAGUUUACUGGUAGUGAACUCCCCACCCAACCGGAUAAAGGUAUAAGUAACUCAGAUACUCAGGAGAUAGAAAUGUCAGAUCUGCUCGCCUGGUACUCGACCGGCAGCUUCAAACGAUGCCGACAAGAGGCGGCACUUUUCGUUCAUUCGUUCUCGAUCAUCCCCCUGCAUGCCCCGGACGACUGA